UUAAAAAGUGGAAAUGUGAGAGAGAAGAGGGUGAUGUGCUGUGUGAAGAAGCCAAGUAAGCGAAUGUUAGAGAAGACUGUAAGAACAAGCUUUUGGCUUACCGUCUGAGGAAUCAAAGAAUCUUUUUUUUUUCCUGGGCGGUGAAGAAGGGAGCUGAAGAAGUGGUACACUUACUGGGAUUUGCUUAGAUUUCUUUCUUGUGCAUGAGCAAAUGUUAAUUGUCUUGGAAUUAUGUAAUUUGAAGAGAUCAUCUCCUGGGUAGUCAUUUGAACAGGAUAUUGGACAUGAGUAUGCUGGUGGGGACAUGCUCGAGCCAAGGGAAGCUGAUAUACCUGCCCUGUUUCUGUUUUUGGUUGUGCUCCCUUUGGUUGCUUAUGUCUUACUUGGAAAAUGGAGUGAAUCUGCUAAGAAGAGAGAUAGGAUAAAUUUACUUGCUGAGAUUGCUGCUGAAGAAGCUCGUAGAGCAGAAGCAAUGGCUGUUGCUGAUGUUAUUCCUCUUGUGGCUUCAACAAAAAAUGGAAACCAUGCAUGUGCAAGGUGCUUUAGUCCAGCUACAACUCGCUGCUCCAAGUGCAAGUCUGUUAGAUAUUGUUCUGGGAAGUGUCAGAUUAUUCACUGGAGGGAAGUCCACAAGCAAGAAUGCCAGCAAAUGAAAAGCACCAACUCAGGCUCACCUCUUAUGACCUCUUCAGUUGAAGAUUCUAUGUAUGAGAGGUUCUUACCUAAUGAUGCCAUGAAUUCUUCGUAUGUUGGGUACAACAUUGAGCAGACUAUGGUGGAUACCGAAGCUCCAGAAAAUAUAAUUUAUUCCUCAAUUAGCAAUGGUAUCUCUGCUACAAUUGAUCGUUCAGCUGUUGAUGCACCUCAAGUGUCUGUGCCAGAGAGAAGAAGUGCAGAAAAACGUGCUUCUCGUAAAUCCAACAAAGAAACAGUGAGAAGGAAGGAUACUGCUGCACCAAAUUCUUCUGCCGAACUCAGUGGGAGUUGGAGUGAUUAUACAACCUCUUCAAAUGUUGUUUCAUCAAAAGAUGUUUUAAAGGGCCAUAGGGUUAGCAUCUUUAUAUUUGUUUUGUUAUUAGCGUUCUUUGUAUUUGAUCAUAUUUUCCAUGUAAUAAACUUAAUGAACUGUUUAUUGCAGUCAAGAAACAGUGAGACUUUCAUAUCAGAAGAAUCUACAAACAAGCAGAGUGUUAAUAUCUCUGAUGUUUAUAUUCAUGAACGAGCUUCUCCAGGAAGUAUAGUGCCUGAGAAUGGUACAAAUGGAAGUCAAUAUUGGAACACAUUAGAACCAGAAAACCAUCAUGGAUUCUCAUGCUCAUCUUAUUCAUCCAAGAAUGGAUCCAAUGGGUAUGACAUUGGGAAGGACUUUAAUCAGAAUGUUGGAAACCUAUUAAAAGUGGAAACUACUUCCCAUAAUGAACAGGUUGAAUUUGAAUGUUCUCCCGAAAUGACCGUGAUAAAGGGAGGUACUAAACCUAAAAGACCACCAUAUUCUCUUGGAAGCAAGAGUUGUAAGUUGCCAAAAUCAACUUUGAAAGAGAAGGAGGAGCAGUUCUGCUCAGAAAGAGAGUGGAAGGGGCAGGUUCUUGAAUCAAAAUCCUCUAGAUUGAAGGAUGCUCCCAUACAAGCUAGUGAUGGAGGUGCAAACACACGGAUUUUGAAGACGCUGGGCCUGAAAAAGCAAACUAAACUCACUAGAAAAGAUGUCUCAGAAGUCAGUGGUGAUAGACACAAAACUAAGGUUACUCUGUUCAAUAUGCUGUUUCCUUAUGAGGAGUUUGUGAAGUUCUUCCAGUGUGACAUGUUUAAUUUAUCAUAUCGGGGCCUUUUGAAUUGUGGGAACAGUUGCUAUGCAAAUGCUGUCUUGCAGUGUCUGACCUCCACAAAGCCUCUCAUUAUUUACUUGCUUCGUAAAUCACAUUCAAGAUCAUGUUGUGGUAAAGAUUGGUGUCUUAUGUGUGAAUUAGAGCAACAUGUAAUGAUGUUAAGAGAAACAGGAGGCCCACUUUCGCCUAGCAGAAUUCUUUUGCACAUGCGGAGUAUCAAUUGCCAUAUUGGUGAUGGAAGUCAGGAAGAUGCACACGAAUUCUUAAGGCUUCUGAUUGCAUCUAUGCAAUCCAUAUGCUUGGAGGGAUUGGGAGGAGAAAGUAAGGUAGAUCCCAGAUUGCAGGAGACAACUUUUGUACAGCAUACUUUUGGGGGGCAUCUAAGAUCGAAGGUCAAGUGUUUGAGAUGUCGUCAUGAAUCUGAAAGAUAUGAAAACAUUAUGGAUCUUACAUUGGAGAUAUAUGGUUGGGUUGAGUCACUUGAAGAUGCAUUGACACAAUUUACAACUCCUGAAGAUUUGGAUGGAGAAAACAUGUACAGAUGUGGAAGGUGUGCUACCUAUGUUCGAGCUAGGAAGCAGCUAAGCAUACAUGAAGCACCAAAUAUUCUUACAAUUGUUUUAAAGAGAUUUCAGGAAGGAAAAUAUGGAAAAAUUAACAAGUGCAUCACAUUUCCUGAUAUGCUUGAUAUGAUUCCAUUCAUGACUGGAACGGGUGAUAUUCCUCCACUCUACUUGCUCUACGCUGUCGUGGUGCAUUUGGAUACAUUAAAUGCAUCUUUUUCUGGGCAUUAUGUUUCAUACGUUAAAGACCUGCAAGGAAAUUGGUUCAGGAUAGAUGACACUGAGGUCCAGCCAGUUGCAAUGAGCCAUGUUAUGUCAGAAGGAGCGUAUAUAUUAUUUUACAUGAGGUCUUGCCCGCGACCUCAAAAAACACUUACUGGAAGAGCCAUCCAGCAGCAAGUUCCAGAAUUCACAACUCAUUGUACGUCAAAGCCUUCAAGGUCUGGAAAAGGCAAACUCAACGGUCAAUAUGUUGGUCCAGAGUCUUUUUCCGAUGAUAUUAGAGCUGGAAUGGGUGAUGGUUUUACUCACCACACCUCAAACAACAUCCUUAGGAGUGCAAACAGGAAUGUUGUUCCGGCUAUGGAAACAAGACUCCCAAACGGAGCAGAGUUUUCUGAUGCUACAUCAUCAAGUGAUUGGUCUCUCUUUACCAGCUCAGACGAGGCAUCUUUCACAACUGAGAGUACCAGAGACUCUUUCAGCACUGUAGAUUAUGCUGAUACGGGCAAUGUGGAUCCCAUCUCAUCAAUCUUUCACGGUAUAUAUGCGCCAGAUUAUCCCCAUAAUUCCAUCCCCUGCAGAAAUUUAUUGAAUAAUAGGCCACAAAGUAGAUUUAUGUCUGAGGAAAAGGGUCAUAUUUUGGACUCAUACUUGUCAUCAUCAGCGCAACCUCUUGAUAGAUUACCGAAAGUUGACUAUUCACAACAGGUCAGUGAUUCUCCCACAGUAUUUUCAUCUGACAGUAACUGUGGCGUGUUUGUAAGAUAUGGGAGUAGUAACCCAGUAGAAUGGGAUUGAUCAAAUCAAGCUUGUGGUCAUUGUAAGUUCUAGUUCGUAGGAAUUCCUACUGAUUGAAUAUACGAUUUAGUAGGUAGAAAUCUGUGUGCCUCAAUUUUCUUUUUCAAUUCUUUGUUGAUUGAGGCAUAUCUGGUUUAUUUCAAAUCGAGGAAAGGAAUAUUCUUGUUAGCUUUAAAAAUAUCAGGGAAAGUUGUAAAGCAUUUGUCAUUUUCUUCUUCUAUCACUUUAUGAUAUUCCUUUUCCAUAAGAAAAUUUGUAUCUAUAACUAUAACUAAAAGUGCCAAGGCCUUUUACUGCUGUUCAUCUCCA
Cannabis sativa is the source of this 3718-nucleotide messenger RNA. RefSeq names its product ubiquitin carboxyl-terminal hydrolase 15. The record is from RefSeq and is a predicted model, not a curated record. NCBI's taxonomy places the organism in Eukaryota, Viridiplantae, Streptophyta, Magnoliopsida, Rosales, Cannabaceae. Gene Ontology annotation, biological process: protein deubiquitination. Gene Ontology annotation, cellular component: nucleus; cytosol. Gene Ontology annotation, molecular function: cysteine-type endopeptidase activity; cysteine-type deubiquitinase activity. The transcript is spliced from 13 exons. The coding region runs from base 305 to 3409 and encodes 1034 amino acids.